Phymastichus coffea is the source of this 2958-nucleotide messenger RNA. RefSeq names its product venom serine protease-like. The record is from RefSeq and is a predicted model, not a curated record. The transcript has 7 exons. Gene Ontology annotation, molecular function: serine-type endopeptidase activity. The coding region runs from base 90 to 920 and encodes 276 amino acids. Lineage: Eukaryota; Metazoa; Arthropoda; Insecta; Hymenoptera; Eulophidae. Gene Ontology annotation, biological process: proteolysis.
UAACUCAGCAGCUACGUUUUUUUUCGAUUGACAUUUAUCAAUAAUUGGACCAAUUCUAAACAUCGCAUUAUUCCUGCUCAUACGUAAUUAUGACAAAUGAAGUGUACUGUUGUCUGCAAAUUCUGGGAUUCUUAUUUCAUUUCAGCAUUGCUGAACCAAUAAGAGGUGACAACGUGGUCAUGGCAAAUGAAGGCGAAUUUCCAUUCGUGGCGGCGCUCAUAAAAAAAACGAACUGCUCGAACGUUGAACGCGGCCUAAUUUGCACGGGUGUACUCAUCUCGGAAAGGCUCGUUUUGACAGCCGCUCACUGUUUCGAGAAGGUAUCAUUGGACGAUAUGCAAAUUGUUUUGGGUUCCGUCGACCUGAGACAUGGUGUGAGAUAUGAUGUGAGUAAAAGGAUAACUUACAACGAAUGGGCAGAAAUUGAAGGAGUUCAUAAGGCAAUAAUAAAAAACGACAUCGCCGUUAUCAAGCUCUCUGAGAAAGUCCACAAAAAUGUGUCAAUAUCAGCUGAGUUCUCGUACAAAAAACGCUCCAAAUUAGAGAACCGAAACGUGACAAUGUUAGGAUGGGGUCACACGAGUCUCAGCUCGAAUAGAACUGUAAGAUACUUAAGGAAGACAAUUCUCACAGUAUUGACUAGUGAAGAAUGCCAACAAAAGAUACACGAGCUGAUAAAUGAAACUGUUCACGUGGAAGACAGCGUCUUCUGUACCAAAGCUGAACCAUUUGCUACAUCAGGUUGUGGUGACAGCGGAGGCCCUAUUCUGACUGAAAAGCAAAAACUCGUAGCGAUAAACUUAGGUGUAUGUCCGGAAUACACCGCAUUGCUUCCACAUCAGAUGAAUAAUGUCGUCAACGUUCAUACGGGAGUGUACUACUACAACACAUUCAUAUUGGACAUGUUAUGGUAUUUUUGAAAAUGAAUAAUUGAACGGACAAGCUGCGAUCACCUACGCAAAAACAAUAAUUAAAAUGUAUCAAUCGAGGCUUGAGCUCGCGAUUAUUAUAAUUCCUCUUUAUUCAUCCAUGCGAUAUGUACUCGGACUGUCACUUGGCUUUCUUCUUAGGUUUCUUUACGAAUAGACGUGCAUAUAUAUAUUUAAUUAUUUAUUUAUUGUCAUGGCUAUUGAAUACAUUUGCAAAUAUCUUGGAUUAUAUUAUUAUGCGAGUAUUGUUAUACCAGAUGUAUGUAUCACUUCCACAUAAGGAAAACACUCAGGCACCAAACCUUGGAUAAUUAAAUCAAAAUAGUCGCUCAUUUGCAAUCAAUCAAAAAAUUUGUUUAAAUAUAAAUCUUGGUUGCUCUUUGUUGGUCUUUCUGAUGCAAUUAUCAACGAUUACAAGAAGCAUAACGGGGCUAAAACCAACUAUACAACGUACAUUAAAAACGGAAAUUAUUUUUCUGCGAGAGAGGAUUACGGUUGUAUAUUCAGAAAUUGAAACUUUUCGAAAUUUAACCACUUAGUACACAUGAUUUCAAUGAUAAAGUAAUCAAACGAAAUAGCUCAUGUGGCUCAUACAAACGUUCGAAAACAAUGUUACUACAGUACACGUUAUUAAUUAAAUUAGCAUAUUUCAGUUAUAGUAGUUCAAAAAAAUUGUAACCCUCCAAAAGUCACGAGUACGUAAAAUAAGAAAAAUAGAGUAACUCUCAGAAUGAAAAAGUACUAACAUUGGUGUCAGUGCAAUUCUGUUCGCGUAAGAUGGUCGCAGGUGAUGGCAAAACAGAUGCAAGUCCAGAGUGUAGCGUAGGUACUAUCGGCACACCCACUGGUGAGGGGCUGUCGUUUAUUUUCGCCCGACCUUCUGCUGAUCUAUUAACGAAGGAAGAAAAAUAUUUUUAUUGACGUUACGCGGUCGUUUCUCAGCAAAAUAGCUGAUCACGAUAAAAUCGGAUCGGGGUAUAAAUAGCAAUCCUGAGUUACCACUCACGACAACCGUUGAAAGUGCCAUAACUCAGCAGCUACGUUUUUCACUUUCAAAGACACUAUUGAUAACUGGAUUCAAAAGUAUAAACGUUGCUUUAUUCUUGUUCUUGCACAAUGAUGAGAAACCUCGUGCAUUAUUGUCUCCAAAUUUUAGGAUUAUUAUUUCAUUUCAGCAUUUCCGAGCCAUUAAGAGGUGCAAACGUGAUUGCCGUAAAGGAAGGUGAAUUUCCAUUCGCGGCGGCUAUGAUAAAAAAAACCGAUAGCUCGAACGCUGAACAAGAAGAAAUUUGCACCGGUGUACUUAUAUCGGCAAGGCACGUUUUGACAGCUGCUCACUGUUUCGAAGAAUUGCAACCAAACGACACGCAGGUUGUUUUGGGUUCCGUCGACCUAACAAUUGGUACGAGGUACAAUGUGAGUAAAUGGAUAACUUACGAUGAAUGGGAAGAAAUUGAAGGAGUUCGUAAUAGUUCACACGAAAAAGACGUGGCCAUUAUCGUGCUUUCCGAGAAUGUCGACAAAAAGAUAGCAAAACCUGCUGAGUUGUCGAAAAAAACUCGCCCCAAAAUAUGUCUUCGAAAUCUGACGGUGUUAGGAUGGGGCCAGACGAAUCCCGACUCGAAUGAACGUCCAAGAUAUUUGCAUAAGGCAAGUCUUACGGUACUGACUAGUGAAAGAUGCGAACAGAUAGUAUCCGGCCUAAUGAAUGAAACUAUUACUCUGGAAGACAGCCUCUUCUGUACCAAAGUUGAACCAUUCACCGGGCUGGUUUGUGGUGACAGUGGAGGCCCGAUUCUUACUGAAAAGCGGAAAGUCGUAGGCAUAAACAUAGGCAUAUGUCCGAAACAAAAGUAUUUGCUUCCGCAUCAGAUAAAUGAUGUCGUCAACAUUCACGCAAACGUAGCGUACUACAAGACAUUUAUAAAGAAGGUGUUGGAGAAAUUUUGAAUAUCAAUUACCACGAGUUCUAGCUGCUAUGGAAUUCGCGAAACAAUAAAUAAAAUCCCUCAAUUGCAAUAAAAACUUG